Molecule: messenger RNA, 212 nt
Organism: Diversispora eburnea
Lineage: Eukaryota; Fungi; Glomeromycota; Glomeromycetes; Diversisporales; Diversisporaceae
Source: the annotation of a GenBank genome assembly
AAGGAAAUUAUUUUACAUUAAUGGAUGAUGGGAAUGUUAAUGAUAUAUAUAAUACCGAUAAUGGUAGAUGGUAUGAACAUAUUGCUUAUAGAGGAAUUAAAACGUUUGGUUAUGCUCGAGUUAUUCAUGGUGAAAUAACUGACACUGAAUUACAAGUUGGAAAAUUCCAAGUUUUAAAUAAUAAUAAUAAUGUUAUUUCUGUUGAUUUAUAA